Aspergillus glaucus CBS 516.65 is the source of this 645-nucleotide messenger RNA. It is a transcript of the gene ura6, whose product is annotated as uridylate kinase ura6. Gene Ontology annotation, biological process: UDP biosynthetic process; CDP biosynthetic process; 'de novo' pyrimidine nucleobase biosynthetic process. Lineage: Eukaryota; Fungi; Ascomycota; Eurotiomycetes; Eurotiales; Aspergillaceae. Gene Ontology annotation, molecular function: ATP binding; UMP kinase activity. The coding region runs from base 1 to 645 and encodes 214 amino acids. The transcript has a single exon. The record is from RefSeq and is a predicted model, not a curated record. Gene Ontology annotation, cellular component: nucleus; cytoplasm.
AUGUCCGACCAAAAGCAACCCCGCUUCUCCCCCCAAGACAUAACAGUCGUCUUCCUCCUCGGCGGCCCCGGCUCCGGCAAAGGCACCCAAUCCACCAACCUUGUCCGCGACUACGCCUUCACCCACCUGUCCGCGGGCGACCUGCUCCGCGCCGAACAAGUCCGCGAGGGCUCGCAGUACGGCGACCUCAUCCGCUCAUACAUCAAAGAUGGCAAGAUCGUGCCCAUGGAGAUCACCGUCGCGCUGCUCUCCAACGCCAUGGCCGAAGCACUGGCCAACAAGCCCAAGACUGGAAAGGAUGGGAAAGCUAGGUUCUUGAUUGAUGGGUUCCCGCGGAAACUCGAUCAGGCGGCGUUUUUUGAGCAGACGGUUUGUCCGAGUGAGAUGACACUAUUCCUGAACUGUCCUGAGGGGGUUAUGGAGAAGAGGUUGAUGAAGCGCGGGGAGACGAGUGGGAGGGAUGAUGAUAAUGCCGAGUCGAUUCGGAAGAGGUUCCGGGUUUUUGUGGAGACGAGUAUGCCUGUUGUUACAGCGUUUGGGGAGCAGGAUAAGGUUGUUUCUGUGGAGGCGACGGGGGGUGUGGAUGAGGUUUAUCAGAGGGUUAAGGAGGGGGUUGCUAACAAGGGGUUGUUCCCUGUUGACUAG